Messenger RNA from Phytomonas sp. Hart1, 1152 nucleotides. Lineage: Eukaryota; Euglenozoa; Kinetoplastea; Trypanosomatida; Trypanosomatidae. The record is from the annotation of a GenBank genome assembly.
AUUAGGUAUUUUUUUUUAGCGCCUUUCAUGCAUAACGAAGGGAGCCUUAUUCAUGGAUGACAAAGUAUCGUUGUCAAUCGGCCUUUAAGCUUGUUGAAUUAGAUCGUAAGUUCAAAAUAUUUUGCAAAGAUGGUUGCCGCACCGUCAUCGACCUCGCCGCCGCUCCAGGAGGCUUCACGCAAGUUGCCCUGGAGGGAAUGAAUCGUAAUUAUAUCGGAAAUCGUACGAACAUUGGCAUUAAAAACAAUAUUAGUCGCUUAUAUCGAUUAAAGCCGUUAGUUAUAGCGGUGGAUUCACGACCGAUCGAGCCGAUUGCGAACGAGAUACGUAUCCUACGCUGCAAUGUACUGCAUCACCGCAAGCUUAUUAAGCAGCUAAACCCUCUUCUCAAGUUCAACAAUGAUGAGAUUUGCACUAUUUCCAAUAGCAAUGCAAAUAAUCCCAAUAGUAUUAUGCAUCGUGCGGUGGAUGUGGUACUGCACGACGGUGUUUCUGUGGUAGCAGGUCAGCAUGCCUUUUCCGUUACCUAUGCGCAAAAUCAAAUGGUAUUGAGCGCACUUUUAUUAGCAUGCAAAGCUUUUUCUUUGGCGUUGCCAUCAUUUACAAAUUCCAAGCUCUCCCAUUCCGCGUUUUCGUCCUCUUCGGGAGGGGUUUUCGUUUCGAAACUAAUGCGCUCAAUACAUCUUGAAAAGGUGUUGGCGACAACACGAAGGUUUUUCCGUCAAGUUCAUCUUCACAAGCCUUCUGCAUCCAGGAAAGAAAGUUUAGAAACAUAUCUCAUCGCGGAGGAUUUUAUGUCAGAUAAAUGGGAUGCGUACUUGCAUGAUUUCACGCUUUUUAAAGGUAGUGGUCAACGAAGGCGGUGUAUCUCUAAUCCCUUUAGCCUUCCACCUGAUACAAAAGAUGUUCGAAGGGGAAUGGCAGUGGUGUGGGUUUGUUUAGGAUGCGGGCAAAUGCGUACCUCCUGUGCACCUUGCCCUACCUGCACGGGAAUGUGGUGAAUGCUUUAUUUCUUAAUUGGAUGAAUGAAGGAUUUUCCAUUACUAUUAUUGUGUGAGGGGGAGGACAUCAUUUACUGUGUAAAUGGAGAAGGAAAAAAAAACUUAUGCGACAGUAAAUUUUCCAAACAAACAAACACAAAAUAAUAAAAAA